Molecule: messenger RNA, 549 nt
Organism: Molossus molossus (Pallas's mastiff bat)
Lineage: Eukaryota; Metazoa; Chordata; Mammalia; Chiroptera; Molossidae
Product: protein C1orf43 homolog
Exons: 1
Coding region: 1-549 (182 amino acids)
Biological process (GO): phagocytosis
Source: RefSeq, a predicted model, not a curated record
AUGGCGUCCAGCAGUAACUGGCUGUCGGGGGUGAAUGUAGUGCUGGUAAUGGCCUACGGAAGCCUCGUGUUUGUACUGCUAUUUAUUUUUGUAAAGAGGCAAAUCAUGCACUUUGUAAUGAAAUCCCGAAGGGGACCUCAUGUCCCUUUGGGACACAAUGCCCCCAAGGACUUAAAAGAGGACAUUGAUAUUCGACUAUCCAGGGUUCAGGAUAUCAAGUAUGAGCCUGAGCUCCUUGGGGAUGAUGAUGCAAGUCUACUACAGCUGGACAUCCAAGAAAAUCAGAAUUGCUACAACUAUUUAUACAGGAUGAAGGCUCUGAAUGCCAUCCAUGCCUCUGAGAUCCCAUUUCAUGCUGAAGGCCGGCAUCUCCAUUCCUUAAUGGGCAAGAAUUUUCACUUCUACCUGCUAGAUCUUCGAAACACUAGUACUCCUUUCAAGGGUGUGCGCAAGGCCCUCAUUGAUACCCUGUUGGAUGGCUAUGGGACAGCCCGCCAUGGGACGGGGUCUUUGGCCAGAGAGAGUACCUGCGCUAUCAGGAGGCCCUGA